This is a messenger RNA of Penicillium diatomitis, 2289 nucleotides long. RefSeq lists its product as uncharacterized. Gene Ontology annotation, molecular function: protein binding; ADP binding. The transcript has 4 exons. Lineage: Eukaryota; Fungi; Ascomycota; Eurotiomycetes; Eurotiales; Aspergillaceae. The record is from RefSeq and is a predicted model, not a curated record. The coding region runs from base 1 to 2289 and encodes 762 amino acids.
AUGCCAGCUAACGACAUGAAGGAAGGCAAAGCAAAACCACAGACAUCCAACACGGUUGGAAGCGUGCAGGGUGACGGUAACGCGGCUAUUCAUGUCGGAGAUAAAAUCUAUCGAUUUCCACCGCCAAAGCGUCGCAAGCAGGCACCCUCUUCCGUCGAAGCCAGACUGAGGAGGAAAACCGUCAAUGUUCCGUACAGUCCAGACAGCAAAUUUCGUGGAAGGAACAAAGAACUCAGACAGAUGAAUGAGUUCUUGAUGAAACCUGAAACAUCUGGUGUGCGCGAUCUACGGGUUGUUGCCAUCCAAGGACUAGGGGGCAUGGGCAAGACCUCACUGGCACUUCAGUAUAUACAUAGCAACCGAAAUUACUACGAGGCCAUUUUCUGGCUCAGAGCGCAGGACUUCACAAUCUUACAGCAAGACUUUGCGAAGAUUGCCCAGGCAUUACAAACAACUACUCCAGCCGGCGCGGACAUGAGCAGCACGGUCCAGCUUGGCAAUGAUUGGUUACGAAACACAGGCAACGUCGAAGAGAUUUUGGCGGAUUCUUGGCCCCAUUGGGGCAAGGGCCAUGUCAUAGUCACCACACGAGAUCGAGAUAUUGCAGACCAGUUUGCUACGUGUAGAGAGAGCAAGCUCGUGCUCGCUGGGCUCGAUGUUGAGGAAGGCUCCGACCUUCUUCUUGAUUAUGCUGGACCAGAUCUAUCGGCACGCGACUUGUCGCGAAACAUCGUCAACGAGCUUGGUGGAAUGCCACUAGCCUUGUGUCAAAUGGGCACAUACAUACGACAGACUGAUACGACACUGGAUGAAUUCUAUCUGAUGCUUCGGGAGCAAAAGCACUCAAUUCGUCUGUAUUCCGACGAAGCAAAGCUCUCGGAACUGGAACGGCAUCUCCUUGCUGUGAUCGCUUUUUUCCAAACCGACGAGGUACAAGAGUCAUUUGUGACCAAAGGCUGUUUGAAUGUGCCUCGUCUUGAAGGUAGCACCGACAAGUACCAUUGGGGCAGAACCAUUCGCACGCUGAAUAAGCAUGCUCUUCUCGUUCAUCGGUCACCGGGGAAGUCCAAGGGCUAUCUGUGGAUGCAUCGUGUCAUCAAGCAUCAUGUCCAUCAUUUGCUCGAUUCAGGCGAUUUAUCAAAGUGCACCGACGCCUUUGAGGACGCAGUCAGCAUCGCAAUGCAAAUGUUCCCCUCGCGGCCCCUGGACGGUGGCACUAUGUCCAAACGCUGGACAGAGUGCGAACUUUGGUUCCCCCACGUUCUCAGCCUCAAAGAAGCGUUCAAAUCGCUCGAACACCGUAUCAUCAGGCCACCGCGUGCACUGGCGGAUCUGCUAUGCAACUGUGCGUACUACAUGUGGGAACGGAGCAUCAAGCACGCGGCUUCUUUCGCCGCAGAUGCUCUUGAAAUCUGCAGACUUGUCCUUCCAGACGAUGAUCCCGACCCCCUUCCGGCGGACAUGAUGACGAUACUAGGGUCUUUACAGCUCGUGAAUUUUUUGACUCGGAAAAAUUCCAUUUCUUACUUCCAGCAAGCUCUCCAAGUGCGAACAAGGCACAUGGAUGCAACGCGCCAUCCCACACUGGUUGAUAAGCUGCAGUUGGCCAAUGCCUACAACAACACUGGAGCCGGAUAUCUGGCCAUGGAACAAUACGACGAGGCACUCAAAUACCUUAACCGGGCAUUAAGAAUCAAGCUCGAGUUAGGAAACGAAGAAACGAUGCCGUACGACAUCAGUCUUAGUCUCUACAACAUAUGCCGUGUACAAAUGGGUAAGGGGCAAUUACGCCAGGCAAAGGCCAAUGCACAGAAGGCUCAUAGCCUGGUGGAAGGUAAAAAUGGACCAGAUGACCUUCGAUCCAACCAGUUCAGGUUCACGUAUGCUGAUCUAGUCGUUGCCUGUGGGGACAUUGACGGAGGGCUUCGCAUUCACAAGCGAACCCUUGAUAUCCGAAAGCGGGUUAUGGGGCCUUACAACAAUGAUACUGGCGUCAGUUAUUACGGAAUGAGCUGCGUCUAUCAGGGAAUGAGACGUUGGGACAAGGCACUGGAGAUGAUAGAUCUAGCGAUCAAAACCUUCGAUGACGAGGUUCCCAACGCCGAAGACCGAGCCGCCCGGGCGUAUUUCAGGAAACACCUGAUACUGUAUGAAUUGGGCAAAGAAUUGGAAUCCGCAGCGGCUCUUGAGUUAGCACGUAUACGACGUGCGGAGUUACUCGGGCAGCCAAACCAUGGUUAUGAGUCGAUCAGUGAUUAUGACUCACUUGUAUCAUACAAUAAUCGAUAG